Molecule: messenger RNA, 144 nt
Organism: Blumeria graminis f. sp. triticale
Lineage: Eukaryota; Fungi; Ascomycota; Leotiomycetes; Helotiales; Erysiphaceae
Source: the annotation of a GenBank genome assembly
AUGGAUCGACAACAUCCCUCAAUGUCCACCUACUUCUUCCGAGAAUUAAGAUUAAAGAGGGUCGAGCUGUACUCGGCUCUGAUAGAGCUAUUUGUUUCGAUAUUUUUCGCUCUGUCCCGUCAGAUAAGCAACCAAGAAUCUUAA